AGAUCUCUGUCUUUGACAACGCAUAUCGGUUCUUCAAAAAGUUCUUGCGUUUUUUUGGUGGGCUGGACAAUUGGCAAUGAGCCUUUGGUUCUGCUCGGAUGGUAUUGAAAGGAUCACCACAAACAAAGGAAAAAAUGUUUGGAUGUCUGAUAUCGACGUUGGGCGGUUAUUCUUUUGGUUCUAUUUGCUUUGCUUUGGUUUUAACUUCGGUGUUCAAAAAGAGGAGGGGCGGGUUUGACGGCUCUGACCGAUCACGUCCAUCAUGGCGACAUGAUUGUACGAUUCUUGACGACCUGCACGAUUUUCGAUGUCUUAUGUUUAUGCUCAUGCUUGGCUCAGCUCUAGCUGAUGCGAUACUCCUUGCUCAUGUCUAUGCCUAUGCUCAUGCUUAUGUUUCAUGUCUCAUGCCUGAUGUUCGUCUUUCUAAUGUGAUGUUCGUGAGGGGCGUUUGUAUAAAUUUCUUCUUCGUCGUUUCUAUUUUGUGGCUUCUGUUAGGGCAGCGUGGAAGGAACGAGGACGAAUGAGAGCAGAAGAGAGGAGCGAGGUAUAUACCCCGGCGAUUGCUGCUUUACUUUGCAUGAUUUCAACUUGAUGCAUCAUCUAUUUUGUUUCCUGUCUUCUUCCUAUAUAUCCCUGCGU
Aspergillus uvarum CBS 121591 is the source of this 639-nucleotide messenger RNA. RefSeq lists its product as uncharacterized. The transcript has a single exon. The record is from RefSeq and is a predicted model, not a curated record. Bases 99 to 524 code for a protein of 141 amino acids. Lineage: Eukaryota; Fungi; Ascomycota; Eurotiomycetes; Eurotiales; Aspergillaceae.